Fonsecaea multimorphosa CBS 102226 is the source of this 942-nucleotide messenger RNA. RefSeq lists its product as uncharacterized. The transcript has a single exon. Gene Ontology annotation, molecular function: oxidoreductase activity, acting on the CH-OH group of donors, NAD or NADP as acceptor; NADP binding. The coding region runs from base 1 to 942 and encodes 313 amino acids. The record is from RefSeq and is a predicted model, not a curated record. Lineage: Eukaryota; Fungi; Ascomycota; Eurotiomycetes; Chaetothyriales; Herpotrichiellaceae.
AUGGCCAUCUCAUCAGCGUCCCAACAAGCUGCCGAAAGGGAGGUUGAGCGAUCCGUCUCGGUUCUGGGCCUAGGACAGAUGGGUUUCGCAGUUGCCCAGGCUUUCACCAAGAAAGGAUACAAAACCACAGUUUGGAAUCGAACCGCCGCCAAAGCCCGACCAUUGGUUGCGGCAGGUGCAAUAGUGGCGACUUCGGUGGGCGACUGUAUCGCUUCAAAUCAGCUGGUCCUCAGUUGCUUUAUCGAGACCCAAGUCCUCAUCGAGGUUUUGAAGACGGUCGACCCACAGCUCUGUCGGGGUCGCGUGCUGGUGGACUUCGCCUCGGGAACUCUCCGCGAAACUCGACAGUUCCAGACAAUAGCUAGGGAACUAUCCUUCGCUUAUAUACGGGGUUCCAUAGCGUCAACGCCACCAUAUGUCGGCUCAUCCCAGAUUCACGCUUGGUAUUGCGGCAAUGAAACAAUUUUCAGAUCGAUUCAGCCGGAUUUAGCGGCGCUUGCCCAACCAGGGUAUAUUGAUAACGACCCAGGCACGAUUGCCUUACACGAAUGUGCUGGAGGAAACAUUUUCUAUGCCUUCGCGGCCGGCUUUGUGCAAGCAAUGGCAGUUGUGAAAGCCUCGGGAAAAUGUCAUCCAGGGGGGGCGGAAGACUUUGUGAAUAAAUUCAUGAUUCCCUUCCUUCAUACCUUUCCCGAUACUUUCCGAGACUGGGCCCAUCAGAUCGACAACCAGAACUACGACGCCCAUGGUAAAGGCGCUCGCCUAGGCCAGUCUGCCAAAUCCAUCAAUUUAAUGAGGCGGUUCAACACCGAGUUAGGCUUGACGAGUGUAAUCCUGGACCCAGUGCUCAGUUUGAUCAAGCAUCGGAUAGCGCAAGGGGGUUCAAACGAAGAACUGAGUAGCCUAGUGGAAACGAUUGCAGACUCUAAAGCCGGUAUAUAG